AUGGAAGAUAGGAGAGACACUAAGGGAAAAUCAGUCACCACUACAGCAGACAAAGGAGGCAAAACCAAUCCUUAUCAGAAGCCAACGGGAGACAUAUGUUACUGUUGCAGGCAAUCUGAUCAUCGAUCGAUUAAUUGUCCAGAACGUAGAGGAGUUAACAAUGAUCACCGAAAGGAGGAUGAGCCGCAAAAGAGGAAGAUUUUCCAGGCAAAGUGCCGAGUAGGAGAAGCAAUUUGCAGGCUAAUUAUAGAUAAUUGUAGUUUGGAAGGAAAGAGUGUUGUUGUUGUUUCCAUGGGAAUGCAAAGGCUAUCAGGUGCAGUUGAGAAAUCUGAAGGCAUACUGGCUUUAUUAGUGAGAGCAGCAGGCGCAGUGGAGGAUGCACCAUCUUUACCACCACCCGUCAAAGAACUAUUGAAGACGUUUAGUGGAGGAAUCCUCCAAGCUCCCACCUUUGUUUUGCGUCAUUUCUUACGCAAGUUUGUGGUUGUUUAUUUUGAUGACAUCUUGAUUUUUAGUCGCAGUGAAGAAGAACAUUUACAGCAUAUUCAUCAAGUCAUGACAGCCUUGCAAGAAAUUCGCAGCUUUCAUGGCCUUACUACUUUCUAUCGAUGGUUUAUCAGAAAUUUCGGUAGCAUCGUUGCUCCUAUCGCAGAUUGUUUGAAGAAAAAGAGAGUGCAGAAAUUUGUUUGGACUGACAUUGCCAACAAGAGCUUUGAAGAGAUUAAAGAUAAGCUUACUUCUACCCUUAUUCUUGCUCUACCUGAUUUUAAUAAACUCUUUGAGGUUAAAUGUGAUGCUUAUGGAGUUGGGAUUGCCGGAGUGUUGUCACAGUCUAAAAGGCCUAUUGCCUCUUUUAGAGAGAAAUUGAAUGGAGUUAGGAAGAAGUAG
Messenger RNA from Manihot esculenta (cassava), 888 nucleotides. RefSeq lists its product as uncharacterized. NCBI's taxonomy places the organism in Eukaryota, Viridiplantae, Streptophyta, Magnoliopsida, Malpighiales, Euphorbiaceae. Bases 1 to 888 code for a protein of 295 amino acids. The transcript has 5 exons. The record is from RefSeq and is a predicted model, not a curated record.